CCGGGAACGCGCUUUUAUGCGCGCUCCCACAGUGUAUAUAGUCAUUUCGUCAUCGGUCCAUUCAAUUUCUCUCAGACGCUGAACUGUUCACUGCUCUGACAAUGGCCUCCGGUGUGAAAGUCACAGACGAAGUGAUCAGCGUCUUCAACGACAUGAAGGUCCGUAAGGCUCAGGCGAACGAGGACGAGAAGAGGAAGAGGAAGAAGGCCAUCCUCUUUUGCCUCAGCAAGGACCUGAAGAACAUCGUUCUGGACGAAGGCAAAGAAAUCCUGCUGGGCGACAUCGGCAACACCGUCAAGGACCCGUACGAGGACUUUGUGAAGAUGCUGCCGCCCAACGACUGCCGCUACGCUCUGUACGACGCCACCUACGAGACCAAAGAGACGAAGAAGGAGGACUUGGUCUUCAUUUUCUGGGCACCAGAAAGCGCUCCGCUGAAGAGCAAGAUGAUCUACGCCAGCUCCAAAGACGCCAUCAAGAGGAAAUUUGAAGGCAUCAAGCACGAGUGGCAGGUGAACGGUUUAGAGGACCUGAAGGAGCGACGCACGCUGGCAGAGAAGCUGGGCGGCUCGGCGAUAGUCACCCUGGAAGGAACUCCUUUAUAAACACGCCUCUCCUCUUCCUCAUCCUCCUCCUGCGGCUUCGCUCGAAGCCUCUCAGACACAUCUGUUGGGUUUAGUUGUUCAUUCCAGUCGGGUUGGAGAAAACGGGGAAAAGCAGAACCAGGGUCAUUUGUGGGACUCCUAGGGAGGGCGGCCUGGGGAGGGUGACAAAGAAAAACACACAAAAAAACACACAAUCAGGCAGACUGUUCAUGCAACAUAAGGAUUAUGAACAAAACACACCUAAAGAUACUAAUGAUGAAGGACGGUGAUGAAGACGAUGACA
Molecule: messenger RNA, 888 nt
Organism: Poecilia latipinna (sailfin molly)
Lineage: Eukaryota; Metazoa; Chordata; Actinopteri; Cyprinodontiformes; Poeciliidae
Gene: cfl1
Product: cofilin 1
Exons: 4
Coding region: 102-605 (167 amino acids)
Biological process (GO): actin filament depolymerization
Cellular component (GO): actin cytoskeleton
Molecular function (GO): actin binding
Source: RefSeq, a predicted model, not a curated record